This is a messenger RNA of Hyalella azteca, 2961 nucleotides long. Its product is annotated as heat shock 70 kDa protein II-like. Gene Ontology annotation, biological process: protein refolding; cellular response to unfolded protein. Gene Ontology annotation, molecular function: ATP binding; ATP-dependent protein folding chaperone; misfolded protein binding. The record is from RefSeq and is a predicted model, not a curated record. Bases 1 to 1833 code for a protein of 610 amino acids. NCBI's taxonomy places the organism in Eukaryota, Metazoa, Arthropoda, Malacostraca, Amphipoda, Hyalellidae. Gene Ontology annotation, cellular component: cytoplasm. The transcript has a single exon.
AUGGCGGAAAAUCAGACACCGGCGAUAGGCAUCGACCUCGGCACCACCAACUCGUGCGUGGCUGUCGUACGCAAUGGACGCGUGGAGGUCAUUGCUAACGACAUGGGCCACCGCAUCACCCCAUCGUGCGUUGCAUUCACGGAUGAAGAGCGCCUCAUCGGCGAUGCUGCAAAAGCACAGGCAGUGCACAACGCUGACAACACAAUAUUUGAUGCCAAACGUCUCAUGGGCCGUAAAUAUGAUGACGAAAAUAUCCAAAAACGUAUAGAACUUUGGCCGUUCAAUGUUGUGGAGUCUUCUUCUGGAGAUCCAAGAUUUCGCGUUGAAUACAAGAAUGAGACGAAAGAUUUUUCACCAGAAGAGAUCUCAGCAAUGAUUCUACAAAAAAUGAAAACCAUUGCCGAGACAUACAUCGGUUCUCCAGUCAAAGACGCCGUAGUUACAGUGCCUGCCUACUUCAACGACUCCCAGCGCCAAGCGACCAUGGAUGCGGGUAAGAUUGCUGGUUUGAACAUCGUAUCUCUUCUAAACGAGCCCACAGCUGCCGCCAUCGCCUACGGCUUCGAUCAAAAGAAAGACUUGAAGCAGAACAUCCUGGUGUUCGAUUUAGGAGGCGGUACUUUCGACGUAGCCAUACUCAGUAUGACAGAAAAUGAUUUUGAAGUCAUAGCCACUAGUGGUGAUACCUUUCUUGGUGGCAGCGACAUCGAUGAACGUUUGGUGGAACAUUUCAGCAAAGAAAUCAAGAAAAAACAAAAGAUGGAUAUCAAAGACGAUUCAAAAGCCCUGAGCAAACUAAGGAUUGCAUGUGAACGUGCCAAGAGAAAUCUUUCUUCGUCGAAGAAGGAACCCAUUCUGGUAGAUUCUCUUUUCGAGGGCAAUGACUUCAAGUCAUCCCUCAAUCGAGCUCGUUUGAUGGAAUUGUGUUCUGACCUCUUCAAGAAAACCAUGGAGCCGGUUGAUGCAGCUUUGACGUCGGCAAAAAUGACUAUUGAUGACAUCGACGAGAUUGUUCUAGCUGGCGGCUCUACCAGAAUUCCGAAAAUACAGGAGCUUCUAAAGGAGAAGUUUAAUAACCGCAAGCUCAAUCAGUCGAUCAAUCCUGAUGAAGCUGUUGCUUACGGAGCUGCUCUUCACGCAGCUUCUAAAACUGGUGACAAGACAAUUGAGAACAUAAAGUUCGUAGAUGUCACCCCAAUGACACUUGGGAUAAAUGUUCUUGGAAACUUGAUGAGCCGAAUUAUUCCACGCAACUCCAAACUUCCUGCGACUAGGAAGAAGAAGUUCGUCACUACUGUUGAUUAUCAGACAGGUGUGGAUAUAAAAGUGUACGAAGGAGAACAACAAAGUAGUGACGAGAACAACUUGCUGGGAGAGUUCUCUUUGGAAAAUAUCCAACCUGCUAAGAAAGGUGUCCCACAAAUAGAGGUAACUUUCGUUGUCGACAAGAAUGGAAUUUUGACUGUGACUGCUGAGGACACAGCCACUGGCAGCAACGAAGAGAUCGUCAUCCGAUGCAACAAAGGCCGACUACCGAAGCAUGAAGUCGAGCGAAUGGUCAUCGAAGCAAAAGAAUUCCAGAAAGAUGACGAAAAGAGGGAGAAGCUUGCAGCUGCUCGACAUGAACUGGAGACUCUCUGCGUUGAGUUAAAGGACUUGAUUAGCGAGCAGAGGGACCAAGAUCUGCUGGAAGAAGAUGAGUUGGACAAAUUCAUGAACGUUUGCUCGGAUACUGAGGAGUGGCUUGCCGAAAAUCAACAGGCAACGGAAGAAGAGUACCGUUCCCGUUACGAUGCUCUUGUUGAAGUCAAAGAGCGCAUACUCAAAAACUAAAUUUUUAGCCAAAGUUUGGUUUUCACUGCCUUCAUUUUCAGUAUAAAAUAGCAGCAAAGUCAACUGCAUGCAUCAGCAACUGCGAAGUCCUUUGUCGUGUGCUUUAGGAGUCUUUGGUUAUGUUUUUCAUUAUUGUAUUCAUCACUUGAAUUGCGUUAACCUUUUGUAUUUUGCAACUGCUAGACACCCUGCCUCUUACUUGAACUCUAAUUGGCACAUGAGUUAAUACUAGUGCAUAACAAAAAAAGGCUCCUUGAUACCAACUAUACAGGGUUUUGGGUGCUUUGAAACUCGAUCCUCCAACCAAAAUUUUGCGAGCCUCAAUUGCCAUUGAAAAAUUCUAAUUCCAAUAUUCAGAACGCUCAUUGAAAAUUUGAAUUAUUCGAAUUUAAUAUAAUAAAUAUAAGAAUAUUUGCCGCCGAUCAUUCCUCUCUAUUUUGGUAAGCAUUUAAAUAGCAGCCGUCAACAAAUUUUCUACUAUAUGUUAAUCGGACUAAUUAGCUUAAAUUUUUUUUCUUAUUAAUUUUCAAUCGUGUAUACGGUUCUAUAGGUUGAAGAUAAAAAUAUAAAAACAGCUCUGAAUGUAAAGUCCACUAUACUUUAAUUGAGAUAGUCGAAGCUUUAUCGUGAUUAGUCGCCUGAAUUCCGUUGCAUCUGUAAUUUGAAGCAUUUAUUACUUGCAAUCAUUUACAUACGGAUAAUAUUGUCAAUGCAUUUUUUCUUUGAGAAAUUCAAUCUUUGUUCCUCCAGUUUAACCUUAAAGGGAAAACCGAUUAAUUUUGUUGUGAUGAAAUAACUCAGUGAAACAUUUAUGCGAUUCUAAAAUACUUACGCUGUUAGUAAAGUACUUCAUCUCUAUAUACCGGUACACUUUUUCAACUCUGCAUGUGCAUUAAGCGUGUUCUGCCUUUCGCUCAUUGUGAGUUCCUUCUUAGGCGUAUAGAUCAGUUAUAUAAGUUUUUAUCUUUACUUUCAUUUUAAGAAUACCUUUUGAAAUUGACGUUCAUUUUAAUAAUCUUUAAUUUUAAGCUUUGCUAUCCUGCUUUAUAGAAUUUGAAUUAAAUCUGUUGCAAGUCUAUAGCAUACUUAAUUGUCUUGAAAUAAAAUAUGCUAUGGAAUUCUAAUCCA